ACGUAAACGUCAAUAGAUGGAUAUACGAUAUGUUCAGUGAUGAAGUUUUGACAACUUAGAAACUUUGGAUACUUUCAAUACAGGAUAUGUGAAAGGUGUUACUCAAAUUGUGAACAAAAAUUACAAGUCAAAGUGAAAUUUGUGUAUUAUCGAAAAGAUGAGUUAUCGGGCGACAGAGGAUGACGAUGACUAUGAUUACAGUGAUGAUUCAUUUAUCAGUGAAGACGAAAAACCAACUAGACGCACUCAGUCUUUGACUCGCAAUCGAAAGACAACAGAAGAAGUUUAUUUAGGGAAAAAAGCUUCCCCAAGGAAAGAUGACAGUCGUGGUAAAGGCCGAGGGAAGGGGCGUGGCAAACAGCGGUCAACCAGUCAGGCCACACCAAGGGUUGACCCUGUCAUACAGCGAGUUUUGUCUGCACGCAAACUCCGAAUUAAUGAACUUAGAAAUAAUAUGGAGGACCUUGUUAAACAGAUUGAAGACUUAAAAGAGGAAAAUAAAUUGUUGAAGAAGACACAGUAUCGACAGGAAAAGGCGUUGAACAGAUUCGAGGAUCGAGAGAGUGAUUUGCCUCAGAUUAUGCAAAGACACAACAAUGAGACACGAACAAUGCGAGAACAAUUAAAGAAAACAAAAGAGAAAUACGAUAGAACAGACAGAUACCUUCGAGAUGCUGAGGACGAACUUGAAAAAGUGAAAAAUAAAAUGAAAAAAUAUAAAAGAUUAGUAGAUGAAAAUGAUUUAUUGGAAAGGGAUGAACUUCAAAACAAAGUGAAGAAAGUAGAGAUUGACCUGGAAGAAAAAGAAGUAAAAAUCAAGGAUUUAGAAAGACACGUCAACAAUUUAUCAAAAAACCACCGUCAUGAAAUUGGCAUUGAGAUGGCAAGGACUCGAGACACAAAGAAACAGAUGGAUAUUCUUAGAGAAGAAAAUGAAAGAUUGGAAAGGCAACUAAAGGAAAAAAUGAAGGAAUUAGAGAUGAAAAACAUUUACGCUAAUCGAAUGUCGAAACCAGGCAGCCGUAUGAUGCCCAACUCAUACAGUGGAACACCCAUGAGACAGCAGAGUCCAAGCUCACCACGACGGCGACGCCCACCAUCUGUCCAUGACCUUAACCCUAGGGAAAAGGUCAAAUUAUAUGAGGAGAGACGCAAAGAAGAAGAGAGAAAGCAGCGAGAGAGUACAUCACCAAUUCCAAGACUACAGUUUUCUCAGGAAAGCAAGGAUUACGAGAAGAAGAAAGCAACCAGGCCCAAACCCUCUACGGGAUAUCAUGGUGGCUCUUUAUCACCUCGGAAACCAGUUUCUACAGAACCUAUACCAUCUAAAAGAGACGAUUAUCCUAGUAAACCAUGGCGGUCAAGUCGACAGGUUCAGUCUGAGAAACCCAGGGGGUCAGAUAGACAAAGACCUUUCCUAUACAAUGACAAGAAAAACAAGGCAGAUGACAAACCCAGUAAGUUGUCGUGGCGAGCAGAUGAUAGCUAUAGUGGCAACAAGACCCCUUCAUCCAGAGAUUACAAUGAUGAUUUUGAUCGAGCACCAAGCGCAGGGUCCAAGGAAUGGGAGAGAAUUGAGGAGGAUACCGAUGAUUCGUACUCAAAGCCGUACCACAAACAGGACCUGAUAUCAUCAAAGAAAUCCCCGCGACAUGAAAAAUCCACUUUCACAUCCACAGGGAAAAAAUGGCCGUGGGAGACCUCAAGUGAAAACACAACUAAUGUAAGCAAGAAGCCUCCCGUGGGAAGUACCCGUGUUUACGCAUCGCCACCUAGUGGUAAAAGUAGAUACAACUCUGUCGGCAAAAAAUCUACUAUUGCUUCCACUCCAACUUAUACUGCUGGCAAAACCCUGCAGCAACAACAGAAAGCACAGGAAGAGCGAGAGGCCCGUGAACGGGAGCGCAAAUUUCGGCAAGAACAGGAGGAAGAAGCAGAAAGGAAGGAACGAUGGGAACAUAUGGAACGUGUUCGUCUGGAACAGGAGGAAAGGGAAAGGGACGAUCGAGAGGAAAGGGAACGACGACGUCGAGAUCAGGAGGAAAGGGAACGACACGAUAGAGAGGAGAAGGACAGACGUGAAGCUGAAGAAUGGAAUUUGAAAUUAGAACGUGAGAAAAUGAAACGUGAAGCUGAAGAACUGAGGCGAGAACAGGAUGAAAGACAAAGAAGAGAACGAGAGAGAAAAGAACAGGAACGGCGAGCUGAGGAGGAGAGGGAACGUGUACAAAGAGAAAAACAAAUGGACGAGGAACGGCGUAAAAAGGAUUUAUUAUUGGCAAAGCUGCGUGACAUUGAUGAAGGCAAGAAAACAGAGAGAGAUAAAAGCCACGAUCCAUUCUUCCUUACAAACAAGGCAGAUAGUGAUGUGGCAUCUACUUCUUCCAGUAAAAAGAGUUACCAGUUCACAAAGCCAGUGGAAAACCUUCAUCAUGGAAAGUGGUCACAUGAGGAUGUUUCCAUACCUUAUCUGGAGAAACAGAAAAAGAAAAAAGAUAAAGAGGAUGAUGUUGGAGGUUACCAGCCAUCAUUUGGACGUCGGGGAGAACCAAAGAAAACAACUGGCAAGAAAUCUGGAGGUGAUGUAGUUUUCAAUGAUGAUUUUGGAAAACCACCAAAACCAAAGGACACGAAGAAGAAAGAUCUCAUGGCGGACUUGUUUGGCAAUCAGACAACUACAAAAACCAGUAAUUCUUUCAAUGAUGACGAUAUUUUCAGUAGCUCAAAAUUUGAUUCAAAGAAAACUAACACAGCAAAGUUGUCGCUUUUUGAUGACGAACCAAAACAAACUACAACAAAAAGAGAAAACUCUUUAUCUCUGUUCGGAGGUGGGAGUGCACUGCUUGAUGAUGAUACUACUACAACGAAAGACUCUACAAAGUUGUUGCCAAGGCGACAACGCCAUACAACAACCACAUUUCAGACGCGGCCAGUGGUCAACGCAGUUGAUAAUAACUUUGAUGAUGACAUUGAGGAAGUCAUACUUUAGCAGCAGAGAAUCAUUUAUAUCUUUUAACCUUGUGUUGUUAAGUUUUGUCAUCGUAGUCAUUGGCGUAUUUAUAAAUUUUAUACAGGAAUCUUGCAGAAUAUAUUUUAUGUUGUUUGAUAUUCAAAGUCUAUUUAAUGAUGUAUUGUCUGCUUAUUUUUUGUGUAGCUACUUGAAGUCAGUGGGGUUUUUUUUGUUUUUUGUUUUUUUUUAUAUGGAUUAUUGUUGUGACCAUUCACUCUA
Messenger RNA from Ylistrum balloti, 3229 nucleotides. RefSeq names its product trichohyalin-like. Gene Ontology annotation, biological process: intraciliary transport. The record is from RefSeq and is a predicted model, not a curated record. Gene Ontology annotation, cellular component: axoneme. The transcript has 9 exons. Lineage: Eukaryota; Metazoa; Mollusca; Bivalvia; Pectinida; Pectinidae. The coding region runs from base 158 to 2989 and encodes 943 amino acids.